Molecule: messenger RNA, 4742 nt
Organism: Stomoxys calcitrans (stable fly)
Lineage: Eukaryota; Metazoa; Arthropoda; Insecta; Diptera; Muscidae
Gene: heph
Product: polypyrimidine tract-binding protein 2
Exons: 15
Coding region: 2082-3896 (604 amino acids)
Biological process (GO): mRNA processing; regulation of RNA splicing
Cellular component (GO): nucleus
Molecular function (GO): mRNA binding
Source: RefSeq, a predicted model, not a curated record
UCAACACACAAACUUUGUUGAAAAAUUUUCUCGGAUAACAGAUCAUUACAUCUCUUUUUCUCAAACGUGCUGGAUAGCAAGAAGAAACGGAUAUCCCUUUUGGUCAACAGUUCGUAAAUAGUUAAGAACAGAAGAAGAAUACGGCCAUUCCUUUUUGUUAUUAAAAUUCGUGAAAUACAAACCAACCGCCAAUAAGUCUUUUUCUUUAUGUGCGCGCAAAGGAACGGCAAAUUUUAAAGAAAUUGAAAAACAAAAAAAAUAUAGUAAUUAUUUUAAUUUGUUUAUUAGUUAAUUAAGUGUGAAUAACAAAUAUACACACACACACGUACGGCAAACAGAAAUCGUGCAGUGAAGCAAAAAGUUUUAUUUUAAUCAACAAUUUUUAAAUGGAUAUUAAAUCGUCGCGUUGAAAAGCAUACCACACAACAUUAAUGAUUUGUUUUUGUUAAAAUUAAAAAAAAAAUUUUAAAGAAAAAGUUUUAAUUUGUUUAUGUGAGUGUCAUUAUCAUCGGCAACAAAAAAAAUAUAUUUUUAUCUAAAAUUUUCAUGAAGUAACAAUUUAGUCUCAAAUGAAAGCGAAAUUUACUUUGUUUGAGUAAAGAAGUUGUUUUAUAAAAAAUCUGAUCUUCAUUUCAUACACAGCCCAAAAACAACAAAGCAUAACAACAAUUUAAAAAAAUUUUAUAAAUUUAAAUUAGUAAGUGACAACACAACCACCACCACCAACAUCCCUAUUAACUAACAAAUAAAAAACAAAAACAAAAUUUUACCUUGUGAAUAAAUGUGACUUCUUUUAAAUGUGAGAUCAUAUACCAAAUUCCCAGAACUGAAUUAAGAAGAAUUCUCAAGAAAUUCAAGACAAAUUUCAAGUGUUCAAAAACCAACUUCAAAGAAAAUUGUGAGUGAAUUCCAAAAUCUUUAAUGAAAAAAAGUCUAGAAGAAGCAAAGAAAAAGUGAGACCAAUAACACAAUAAAAUAAUAAUCAAAAGAAUCCUCAACAAAGAGCAAAGAACCAAACAACCUAUAACAUCUUCCUAACUACAUACCUACUUCUAAAAAAAAAGGUUCACUACUUGUUUCGUUUGCUUUAUAACUUCAAUCAAACGAACAACCAACCCUUAACAAAGAUCUCAAUAUCUAAAUUCGUGUUGGAUAUCAUUGUCUCGCAUCCCGAAUGCAAACUGACAGAAAGAAGUUCUUCUUACCUCCCAUCACAGUCAACUGCAAUAUGCUACAGAUACCGUUGAGCUGAACGCGUCAACAAAAUUCGCGAUUGCUAAAUAUAAAAACUCAACUCAGCGAUAAGACAAACCAAACACCCACCUGUUGUAGUUUGUAGGCAAAACACAGAGAAAGAGAGAGAGAGAGAGAGAGAGAGAGAAAGAGAGAGUGAGAUACAGAGUUGUAAGAAUAUCAAGAGAGAAAGAGAGCUUUAAUAUGACAACCCCGCCGCAAUAGGUCCCUUAAUAAAAAAAAAGAAAACAACAAAAAUCGUGCUCGUGAGUUUGCUUGGUUCCUCGUUUCAAACACUCUAGUCCACGAAUCCGUUAACCUUUAUAAAGGAUCCCAUGAUUCUCAUAGUAACGUGACGCGCUCUUAUAACUCAUUCAUGCGUGAGUCGUCAUAGACCGUGAUAUAUAUACAACUUUUUUAGUUUUUUUUUUUUUUAUAAAAAUUCGUUUUUUUUCUUCUUUGGUUUGGUGCGUGUUGUGAUUUAUUGUCCUAGUGAAUAGUGUAUGUGUGUGUGUGUUUUAUUUUAGUCCAAUCACAGUCUUCGCCGUCGUCGUUUGUAGACUGCAUUGGAAGUGCUGUUGGGUUAUAUCUUGUGAAUUCUGAUUUAUUCUCUCGGAACGUGAACACUUGUUUUUGUGUGCGUUUUUUGUGUGUUUUCUUGGUCGUCAAACGGCAACAGCAUCCGUUCUUUUUUUUUGUUGGUUUAAAAAGCGUUAGAGAAAACAAAUAUACAAAUCAUACUUGUUGACAUUUUACGGCAGUGUUAGUUGUGCAGCAUCAUCAAAUGAACAAUUCUUUUGACUAGCCGGGUAAGUUCUUGCUACGAAGAAAAGGAAAACGUGGCGACCAUGAUGUCGUGUCCCCUUCCUAUGUCAUUAUCCAUAAUUCCAAAGAUACAUAGUGAUUUCUCGCCAGUACACAUUGGAGUUAAGCGUGGUAGUGACGAACUUUUAAGUCAAGCAGCAGUUAUGGCGCCCGCUUCGGACAAUAAUAAUCAGGAUUUAGCCACAAAGAAAGCCAAAUUGGAGCCAAGCACCGUACUUGGUGGAGUUGGCAAACCCUCGAAAGUUAUACAUUUGCGUAACAUUCCAAAUGAAGCGAGUGAUGCAGAUGUCAUUGCCUUGGGCGUUCCAUUUGGUCGUGUUACAAAUGUGUUGGUGCUAAAGGGUAAAAAUCAAGCUUUCUUAGAAAUGGCCGAUGAAGUAUCCGCCACAUCGAUGGUCUCGUGCUACAAUGUAAAUCCACCACAAAUGCGUGGUCGCAUGGUUUAUGUACAAUUUUCAAAUCACCGUGAAUUAAAAACGGAUCAAAAUCCUACGGGUGCUCUUGUACCUUGCGAAUAUCGCAUACAGUCGCCGGCUUCCGGUUCCCCUUUACCACUGUGUGGCGCUGCCAAUGCUAACAGUGCUGCCAAUGCCGAUACUACAGUGGCUGUCUUACAGAAUAAUACAAAUGCCGUUAACUCGCUGACGGGCAAUGCCAAUGCUGCCGGUGCACCGAAUACAGUAUUGCGCGUUAUUGUAGAAUCUCAACUGUAUCCCGUUUCAUUGGACAUACUACAUCAGAUAUUCCAACGUUUCGGCAAGGUUUUGAAAAUUGUCACCUUCACGAAGAACAAUACAUUCCAGGCCCUCAUACAAUACCCCGAUGCUCAUUCGGCUCAACAUGCCAAAACCAUAUUGGAUGGCCAAAAUAUCUACAAUGGCUGCUGUACGCUGCGUGUUGACAACAGCAAAAUGACUACGCUCAAUGUGAAAUAUAACAAUGAUAAGUCACGUGAUUUCACAAAUCCCUCAUUGCCACCCGGCGAACCGGGCGCCGAUAUAAUGCCCACCGCUGGCGGUCUAGUAAAUGCAAACGAUUUGCUAUUGAUAGCGGCCCGUCAGAGGCCCUCUCUAACAGGUGAUAAAAUAGUGAAUGGUCUUGGUGCACCCGGAGUGCUGCCACCUUUUGCAUUGGGCAUCGGCACACCCUUGGCCGGUGGCUACAGCAGUGGCAUACCAAAUUUGGGCGCUUUUGCUCUUGCAAAUAGUGGCGCCCUACAGACAGCUGCCCCUGCAUUGCGUGGUUUCUCGAAUGUGUUGCUUGUUUCGAAUUUAAAUGAAGAGAUGGUCACGCCUGAUGCUCUAUUUACCCUCUUUGGUGUUUAUGGCGAUGUGCAACGUGUAAAGAUACUAUACAACAAAAAGGAUUCAGCUCUCAUACAAAUGGCCGAACCACAACAAGCUUAUUUGGCUAUGAAUCAUCUUGACAAAUUACGCUUGUGGGGUAAGUCAAUACGUGUUAUGGCUAGCAAACAUCAGACCGUACAACUGCCGAAGGAAGGACAACCUGAUGCCGGCCUUACACGUGACUACUCCCAGAAUCCAUUGCAUCGAUUCAAGAAACCAGGCAGCAAAAAUUAUCAAAACAUCUAUCCGCCAUCGGCGACAUUGCAUUUAAGUAACAUUCCAUCAUCCUGCACUGAGGAAGAUAUAAAAGAAGCCUUCACCUCCAACAAAUUUGAAGUUAAGGCAUUUAAAUUUUUCCCUAAGGAUCGCAAAAUGGCCUUGUUACAGCUCUCCACUGUCGAAGAAGCCGUCUUGGCUCUAAUCAAAAUGCACAAUCAUCAGUUGUCUGAAUCGAAUCAUUUACGUGUUAGUUUCUCCAAAUCAAAUAUCUGAAGCAACUACAGCAUCAACAACAACAACAACCUGUUCAACAAACCUGCAUGAAUCUGAGAGAUUUAUUAACUAAAAACAUAACAUUUUAAAAAACCAAUACAACAAAUGAAAAUUGCAUACUACAUAAACUACUAUAUAUACAACAACAAGAACAUACAACAUAGGCAGCAAGCAAAGCAUAGUAUAUAAUACUGCUACAAAAACAAAAAGAAAUAAAAUAAAAAAAAAUUAAAAAUGAAUGGAUAAGAAAAUAGAACAAAAAGAAAAGAAAACAAAUCUAAAAAAGUAAUAAUUUAACUCACAGCAACAACAUGUAACAGAAAACAAAUUUUUAAGUAAAAAAUUACAAUCAAAGCCAAGAUAAGAAAAGAAAAAUUUACAUAAUUUUUUUUGUUGACUGAAAAGCCAAACAAACAAGCGUAUAGAAAGUAAAAUAAAAUCUAAAAUGCGAACAAAUUUUCAAAACAAAGAUAAAAACAGUUGUGAACUGCGGAAUGCCAACCAUAAAAGGAACAAACCCAGCCCCCCUCCCUCCACCAACAAACAAUAAGUUUUACUAAAAGGCUUUACUACUCGCAGCAUAUAAUAGCCGGAAAUCAACACAGCAACCAAGCGACCAGCCUAUUGUCUACAGCCUACAGCCACCACCGCCACCAAUCAACCUAAAACAUUAUGAAAAAGUAUUAGCAAGUUGUCGUUUGAAUGUGAGACUUGUUUCCUCUUUCAUUUCUUCUCAUACUUCUUAUUUUUACAAAAGAAAACUAAAAAACAUGCCUCUAAUAUUUUAUAUAUAUAUAAUUUUUUUUAUAAUAAAACAACAAUGUGAAAUUAUUUUAUUAUUAUUAA